Gracilinanus agilis (Agile Gracile Mouse Opossum) is the source of this 2189-nucleotide messenger RNA. Its product is annotated as zinc finger protein 345-like. Lineage: Eukaryota; Metazoa; Chordata; Mammalia; Didelphimorphia; Didelphidae. Gene Ontology annotation, cellular component: nucleus. Gene Ontology annotation, biological process: regulation of transcription by RNA polymerase II. Bases 1 to 2028 code for a protein of 675 amino acids. The transcript has 3 exons. The record is from RefSeq and is a predicted model, not a curated record. Gene Ontology annotation, molecular function: RNA polymerase II cis-regulatory region sequence-specific DNA binding; DNA-binding transcription factor activity, RNA polymerase II-specific.
AUGGCCCAUGCAUGUCCUUUCAUGCCAGGAUCCAGGCCUGCCCCACAGCUCCUGCCCCCACAGGAGAAGAGGCACUUUCGGAUCUUCUGGUUCUGGGUUCCUCCAGAUCUGAAGGAAACGGUGACAUUUAAGGAUGUGGCUGUGAACUUCACCUGGGAGGAGUGGAAGCAGCUGACUCCAGUGCAGAGGGACCUGUACCGGGAUGUGAUGCUGGAGAACUAUCAGAACCUGGUCUCCCUGGGUUCCCUUAAUCAGGAAACAGUAUAUAAAAUAAAGGGAUCCACACUAAAGCAAGACAUUUUUGUGGGAGAGUCAUCCAAGGAAGGACUCACAAACAGUGACCCCUGGGAUUCCAAGUUGGGAGAAGAAUGGGAAUGUAAUGUCGGAUUGGGGAGGCAAAAGGACAGCCAGGAGAAAAAAUACAGACAAGCAACAGUCACUCAUGAGUGUCCGCUAUUUUCAAGAAGUUUGAGUCUGGGAUUGUACUCUUUUGCACAACAGAUGGAUACUACGAGGAAAACUCUAUUCCAUAGAGAUGGUACAUAUGAUGAGUGCCUUAGACCAUUUUCUGACUUGGUGAAAUGUAAUGGAAUAUCCUCAGGUAAGAAGCCUUAUGAAUAUAAUAAAUGCAAGAAUAUCUCUUUUGACUCAGGCCUUACUCAGAAUCAAAGAAAAUGUAGUGGAAAGAAACAAUAUGAGUGUAAUGAAUGUAAAAAAGCCUUCAGUCAUAAGGGACAUCUUAUUGAACAUAAAAGGAUUCAUACAGGAGAGAAACCUUUUAAAUGUAAUAAAUGUGGGAAAGCCUUUGGCAGCAACUCAUCACUCAGGAAGCACCAGAGAAUUCACACUGGAGAGAAACCAUACGAGUGUAAUGAAUGUGGGAAAGCCUUCAUCAACAGCUCAUCUCUUAAGAAACAUCAGAGAAUUCACACUGGAGAGAAACCAUAUGAAUGCAAUGAAUGCGGAAAAGCCUUCAGUCAUGGGGGAUAUCUUACUGAACAUAAGAGGAUUCAUACAGGAGAGAAACCCUUUGAAUGUAACAAAUGUGAGAAAGCCUUUAGCAAUAGCUCUUCAUUCAGGAAGCAUCAGAGAAUUCACACUGGAGAGAAACCAUAUGAGUGUAAUGAAUGUGAGAAAUCCUUCAGAAGCAGCUCAUCUUUUAAAAAACAUUUGAGACUUCAUUCUGGAGAAAAACAGUUUGAAUGUAGUGAAUGUGAGAAAGCCUUCAGCAACAGUUCAUCUCUUAUGAAACAUCAGAGAAUUCACACUGGAGAGAAGCCUUUUGUAUGUAACGAGUGUGGGAAAGCCUUCAUACAGAGGGGAAAUCUUACCGAACACCAGAGAGUUCACACUGGAGAGAAGCCCUUUAAAUGUAAUGAAUGUGGCAAAGCCUUUAGCCAGAGAGGAAAUCUAACUGAACACCAGAGAAUUCACACAGGUGAGAAACCAUUUAAAUGUAAUGAAUGUGGAAAGGCCUUUGGCAACAACUCAUGCCUUCUAAAACACCGGAGAAUUCAUACUGGAGAGAGACCAUAUGAAUGUAAGGAAUGUGGGAAAGCUUUCAACAAUAGCUCAUCCCUUAUGAAGCACUGGAGGAUUCAUACUGGAGAGAAACCAUAUGAGUGCAAUGAAUGUGGGAAAGCUUUCACUAAUAGCUCAUCUCUUCUAAGGCAUCAGAGAAUUCACACUGGAGAGAAACCAUAUGAAUGUAAUGAAUGUAAGAAAGCAUUCACCAACAGUACAUCCCUUAUGAAACAUCAAAGGAUUCAUACUGGAGAGAAACCCUUUGAAUGUGAUGAAUGUGGGAAAGCCUUCAGCCAUAAAGGGUAUCUUACUGAACACAAGAUAAUCCAUACAGGAGAGAAACCCUUUGAAUGUAAUGAAUGUGGAAAAGCCUUCAACAAGAGUUCAUCCCUUAGGAAACAUCAUAGAAUUCAUACUGGAGAGAAAUACUUUGAAUGUAAUAAAUGUGGGAAAUCCUUCAGCAAAAACUCAUCACUUAAGAAACAUCAGAGAGUUCAUAUAUGAGAGAAAACCUUUCAAUGUAUUUAAUGUAGAAAAGAGUUCCGCCAGAGGGAACAUAUCACUAAACAUUUGGGAAUUCAUAAGGGAAGAAAACCCUUUGAUUGUAAUUAGUGUGGGAAAACCUGUAAGAGCCAUUCAUCUAUUAGAACAAAGCAGAUAAUUUA